Helicoverpa armigera (cotton bollworm) is the source of this 1367-nucleotide messenger RNA. It is a transcript of the gene Npc2a, whose product is annotated as ecdysteroid-regulated 16 kDa protein. Gene Ontology annotation, molecular function: sterol binding. The transcript is spliced from 4 exons. Lineage: Eukaryota; Metazoa; Arthropoda; Insecta; Lepidoptera; Noctuidae. The record is from RefSeq and is a predicted model, not a curated record. Bases 105 to 545 code for a protein of 146 amino acids. Gene Ontology annotation, biological process: intracellular cholesterol transport.
AAGGUCGGUUACAACGGCUCAUCCGUUCCACACAGUCAGUCAGCAUCGAUCGUGCGAGUCGAACACACGUUAGCGCGCGAUUUUUCAAUAAUAAAUUAUUCAAAAUGUUGUUUUUCAUAAUAGUUACAGUGCUGGUAGCGAGUGCAAAUGCCAAAUACUACACGGAUUGCGGAUCAAAACUAGCGACAGUACAAAAAGUGGAGGUGAGCGGUUGUGACGCGAAGAACGCGGAGUGCGUGCUGAGGAGGAACACCAACGCCACAUUCAGCAUUGACUUCACACCUUACAAAGAAACCAAAGAGGUAGUCACAAUCGUGCAUGGCGUCAUCAUGAACCUGCCGGUGCCCUUCCCUCUGCCGCAGCCCGAUGCCUGCAAGGACAGCGGCCUGACCUGCCCUCUCGGGGAGGAGCAAUCAUCGAGCUACCACACGACGAUGCCCAUCCUCAAGUCAUACCCCAGGGUCAAGGUCGAUGUCAAGUGGGAGCUCAAGGACGAAAAUGAUGAAGACCUCGUCUGUAUUCUCAUAGCCGCCAAGAUACAAUAAGACCUGCAUGCUAGAUUCCUAUGUCUUACUAGGACUUCGGCCAGUGGCUCCAAAACUUUUUGCGGCUGGUAACCCCUGAUGCUCUCUAAAGAGUCCGAAAUGUUAGCAAACCUUUGGUGAAAAAAAAUUAAAACGAAUGAUUUUGGGGGUUUUGCUUCAUACGGGCUUAACUCAAGAGCUACUGGCCAAGUUUUUAUUUAUCUUUUUAUCGAUUACAUUAUGAUUGGUGGAUAAACCAAGCUUAACAAACCAAUGACAGGCUGCCCGAAAAUCUUGUAUUAAAACCUUAUGAGAGUGGUAACCUUCUUAGACAUAGGAAUUAAGCAUAAUUUACUUACUUCUAAAUACUUAAUUCUUUUUUACUAUCUACUUGUAGAGCAACAGAUUAUUAUGUAAAAGAGAUUUGAAUAUUUUUGAUGUAGGUAACACUCAAAUUAAUUUUAAGCCUUUUAGGGUAAGCAACAUUAUUCUUUGCCGACGUUUUUUUUUAUUUUCUUUUCUUUUUUAUAGCCGGGCUUAAAUUAAGGCUGUGUUAAAAUGACAAAUAUGUAUAAAUUGCUCGAAAUAUGUUGCUAGAUUGUUUUUACUUUUUUAAAUAUUCUAUUCAUACAAUUCCUUCUACGUGUAAACGCCUGUUUCCAUAAGCCAAUUUAAGUAUAUUUUAUGUAACUAAUGCUAGUGGGAACAGGCUUUAACAUUGAAACCUGUCUACAUUGACACUGUGUAUGAGAUUUCCUUAAUUUAUAAUAAAUUGUUUUCCACUAAAUAUAGGUUAAGGAUUGUGGUUUUGUACAUUAUAAAUACAUAAUAAUAUUGUGUAGA